AUGACAGAUAUAAUGGAACUGGAUUCAAAUAUCGAGGUAUAUGUCCCUCCACAGGGCGCUAUUCGCUCAGGAACAUGCUCGCCAAGGCUAGAACGUGUAAGAUCGGUAUCUCUGGUAGAAACCAUUUUAGAAACAGUAGAACAACAACCCUCGACAACACAUACUAGUAUAUUUCCUUAUAGUUUAGUAUUAAAAGUGCUAACAUCAGAGCCUAGAGAUGUGCUACAGCUGGAAAGAACAUGUUUGACCUUUAUACGAUUCUCAACCGCAUUAUUCUUUACUGCCUUGGGUAUAAUCCUAAAUUUCAAAUUGGAUACUUCUGGUGACAAACAGCCAACUGAUCCCAGUGAUCGCUAUAAGAAGUAUCAUACAAGAUUUGCUACUGGAAUGUCAUAUGCUUUAUUGUUCUUUUCAUUGAUUGUUUUAAUAAUUAGUGGGGUUAAUUAUUUUAUUACGGUACUGAGAUAUGCUCAGCGUAAGAUUCAAACUUAUAGUUUUAAUAAUCUUAGUACGAUGAUUGUUAUGACUGGUAUUAUCAUAACCCUAGCGGCUAUUAAUAUAUCGAUGUUAAUAGAUGAAUAUCUACAGGAGUCUUGA
Molecule: messenger RNA, 597 nt
Organism: Hemisphaericaspora subhashii
Lineage: Eukaryota; Fungi; Ascomycota; Pichiomycetes; Serinales; Debaryomycetaceae
Exons: 1
Coding region: 1-597 (198 amino acids)
Source: RefSeq, a predicted model, not a curated record